Ramularia collo-cygni is the source of this 1362-nucleotide messenger RNA. RefSeq lists its product as uncharacterized. The transcript has a single exon. Bases 1 to 1362 code for a protein of 453 amino acids. Lineage: Eukaryota; Fungi; Ascomycota; Dothideomycetes; Mycosphaerellales; Mycosphaerellaceae. The record is from RefSeq and is a predicted model, not a curated record.
AUGAUUCCACCUCCCAUUGUACAAAGCAUCUAUCAUGCGCCCCAGAGAGCUCCGACCGAGACGACGGUCGUGGAACGAGACCCGCAGGCCGAUGACAGGCAAGUUGAGCUCGAGGCGGACCUCCAGUUCUUGCUGGAUGCACAGGCAGAUGGGUUGAUCCGAGGACUGGGUGGAGGUGAAGGGGAAACUGGGGAUCGGAGUUCUGCUGGAAGUACAACGCCGACUAUGCAGAGUAUACGCAGUACAUCGACUAGAAGGAUGCGUAAGCCACUUCUGCGUCAACCUGGGCUGCGUAGCGCACGCAAAGGGAUAUACAAGACUAUUGUUGCACUGGCAAGUUUAAAGGACGAGGAGCUUCGCGACAUUGACGCAGAACUACGUGGGAAUCAACAGACGCUGGAGCAGAUCGAUGGCUGGGAAACAAAGCACAAAGGCCUGCGUGAAGCCUCGCACCGCGUUGACGGCAAUGAAGAGACUAUCAGGAUCCAGAGGUUGCGUUCCGAGGCGGACUCGGUGCAGGAAGAGAUUCUCAAGGUCGAGCUACAGCUUGCGGAGAUGAGAACGAAGCACCGAAAACUCCUCAAGCAGGCAGCUGCGAUUGAGAAUUCGGUGCAGGCCAAAAUGGCCUCGUAUACUUCGAGUCUACGUAUGCUUGAGGAGGACAUACAGAAAUUCCUCAACUUCAAACCGAGCGACGAAGCCGAGCGUCCAACUUCGCGCGAAGGUAAGUCGUUUGUAUGGCAGCUCCCGCCCAAUCGACGAAACCUCGGAAUGGCAAAGGAGUAUUGGUCCGAGCAACACGAGUAUUAUGUGCAUCAGCGCAAGAGAACUGAACAUGAGAAAGUGGCCUUGGUUGAGGGAGCUUCAAUAUGGCAGGAGAGUGUGACCGAGAUUACCGACUUCGAAAAGCGACUUCGCGCAGAGAUGGCGGCAUUGGCACCAUCACUCACGGAAUCGCAUUCUGCCUGGGAAGAGCCGCCGACCAGCACCGCCUCCGAGCGACUUGCGGUGCUCAUCAAGCAAAUAGACGACCUUACCUUAUCUUUACAGGGAAAACUUCAAACCUCCCAGGAGCGCAAUUGGAAAUUGCUCAUCGUGGCCAUUGGCGCAGAGUUAGAUGCUUUGGAGAGGGGAAAGGAGAUACUUUCAGGUGUUCUCCACGACACCGAUGGGGACCACGACACAAAGGAGCCCACUAACAACUUGGAUGCAAUUGACAAUGGCGGAGAACUCAUCGACCAAUUGGACAAGAGUUUCAUGACGGCGCAAGGCAAUGCUGGAGAGCCUUCGGACGCAGAGGAUGACGAUCAUCCUAAUCCCGAGCUUCUGUUUUCUAAACAGGAAGAUACAGACACGGACUAG